Messenger RNA from Trametes versicolor FP-101664 SS1, 1026 nucleotides. RefSeq lists its product as uncharacterized. Bases 1 to 1026 code for a protein of 341 amino acids. The record is from RefSeq and is a predicted model, not a curated record. The transcript is spliced from 7 exons. NCBI's taxonomy places the organism in Eukaryota, Fungi, Basidiomycota, Agaricomycetes, Polyporales, Polyporaceae.
AUGUUCUCGUCUACCCUCUCCCUCGCCGCCCUCGGCCUUGCGCUCAUUGCACCCACCGUCGUUAACGCUCACGGUUACAUCCACACCUAUGAGAUUGGCGGCACAUCCUACUCCGGUUGGCUCCCGUUCUCCGACCCUUAUGAGAGCCCCGUUCCGAGUCGGAUUGAGCGCAAGAUCCCCAGUGACGGCCCUAUUCUUGAUGUCACUUCCUCCGAUCUCGCCUGCAACAAGGGCGGCGAGACCGGCGUCAAGGCGAUCGCUACUGCUGCCGCAGGCAGCAAGAUCACGUUUGACUGGCAGAGCUGGCCCGCGGACCACAUGGGCCCUGUCACCACGUACAUGACUGAUUGCAAGGGCGACUGCUCGACCUUUGAUGCUUCCAAUGCGAAGUGGUUCAAGAUUGACGCCGCCGGGUACACGAACGGCCAGUGGGCUGCUACUCAGCUCAUUGCCAACGGCGCCAAGUGGACCAGCACCAUUCCCAGCGAGCUCAAGGCUGGCGAAUACCUGGUUCGUCACGAGAUCAUUGCACUUCACGAUGCCGGCGCGCCCCAGUUCUACCCCAGCUGCGCUCAGGUGAAGGUCACCGGCAGCGGAACCCAGGUCCCAUCUGGCUCCUCCCUUGUUUCCAUUCCGGGUCUGUACACCAUCGCAGAGUUCCCCGACAUCUGGUCCGACAGCUUCAAGAGCUUCUCCAUUCCCGGGCCCGCGGUCGCCUUCAGUGGCUCUGACAGCGGCUCUGGCGACUCUGAGCCUGCCAGCACAUCCUCCACCCACGCCUCCACUUCUUCGGCGGCCUCCCACACCGCCUCCUCGACGCAUGUCUCCACCUCCGCGGAGACGUCCGCGCACGCCUCGGCGACGUCUGCGUCCUCCCACGCAUCCUCCGUUGUCCAGACUUCCUCGGCCGCGUCCGCGUCGAAGCCCUCGUCGACGGGGACCGGACGGUGCUCCUCCAAGACCAAGCGCGAACGCCGCGGCAUGGUCAAGCGCCACGUCUCCCACCAGGCCAAGCGUCACCACUGA